AACGCCUGAAACGCGCGUCAGUGUAGCGCGUCUGGCGCGUUUGACUCAUGGAAAAACCCGCGCGCGUGAGUUUUUGUGUUGCAUUUUGUGCAUACGCGUCUUUCGCCUCUACCGCCGAGUUGGAAAAAUUUGAACUCCAGCGUCCAAAUCGCGCCCGCGUCAACCAAUCAGGAGCCUGGUGACGUCGCUGUAACCAGGUCAAAGGGGCAGAUCAAACCAAAGCCCUUCAUUCUUCGUUCACUAUGGAGGAAAAACUAAUCAGCGCAGUGGCUAAUCACCCAGAAUUGUACGAUGCUAGCUGCUACUUCUACCGGGACAGGAACAAAAAGGAACUAGCUUGGAGGCACAUAAGUGAGGAGAUCGGGCAACCUGAGGACAUCUGCAGGAAAAAGUGGAAGAGCCUCAGGGACACCUAUAAUAAGGAGAAGAGGACGGAGAAGGAGAAGAGGAGUGGGUCUGCAGCAGGAUCGGGGAGGAGAUGGAAGUUCUUCGCGGUCAUGGGGUUUCUGGACCCCUUCCUCACCCCGCGGGAGACAAGCGGCAAUAUGGUCCAGGCCGUGGAGAACUUCGCCCCCGAGGACCAGGGACAGCCCGGAGAGGCAGCAGGGGAGUUUCAGUCUGAAGAGUCAUCUGAUUAUGCAGCAGAGCCAUCCCCUGCUGCUUCUUCUGGCUCCCCAGUCCCUGGUCCCUCCACUCCUGCUGCUGCACCCACAGGCCCACAGAGGAGGAAAGCUCAAAAGCGGCAGAGGGACGGGUCACAGGAUGGUCCAUCGGCGGUGGAGCUGGCCAUCCUGGAGUCGCUGAAGAGGCCACGCCCGUCUCCAACGGAGUAUUUCCUCCUCAGCCUUGCUCCUGCUCUGGAGAGCCUGCCGCCUCAGACACGAGAAUUCGUGAAAUUUCAAAUGCAUAAAUUAGUUUUUGAAAGCAGCACAGCUGUGUUAAAUUUGGAAACAUUGGACCCUAGCGAUCAGUAGUUUACUGAUGAGGCAGCAGGCUCUCCAGGGCAGAAACAAUGUUCUUAUUUUUCUCCUCAUUCUCCCUGAGGCUCUUCCACUCCAAGCUGGGUCCUUUUUGUU
Messenger RNA from Oreochromis aureus, 1076 nucleotides. RefSeq lists its product as uncharacterized. Gene Ontology annotation, molecular function: DNA binding. Lineage: Eukaryota; Metazoa; Chordata; Actinopteri; Cichliformes; Cichlidae. Gene Ontology annotation, cellular component: transcription regulator complex; nucleus. The record is from RefSeq and is a predicted model, not a curated record. Gene Ontology annotation, biological process: regulation of transcription by RNA polymerase II. The transcript is spliced from 4 exons. Bases 243 to 974 code for a protein of 243 amino acids.